This is a messenger RNA of Rangifer tarandus platyrhynchus (Svalbard reindeer), 1866 nucleotides long. Lineage: Eukaryota; Metazoa; Chordata; Mammalia; Artiodactyla; Cervidae. The record is from the annotation of a GenBank genome assembly.
AUGGAGGGCGACGCUUCAGAUCCAGAGCCUCCAGACGCCGGGGAGGACAGCAAAUCCGAGAAUGGGGAGAAUGCGCCCAUCUACUGCAUCUGCCGCAAACCAGACAUUAACUGCUUCAUGAUCGGGUGUGACAACUGCAAUGAAUGGUUUCACGGGGACUGCAUCCGGAUCACUGAGAAGAUGGCCAAGGCCAUCCGAGAGUGGUACUGUCGGGAGUGCCGAGAGAAGGACCCCAAGCUGGAGAUCCGCUACAGGCAUAAGAAGUCGCGGGAGCGAGACAGCUCCGAGCGAGACGGCAGUGAGCCCCGGGAUGAGGGUGGAGGGCGCAAGAGGCCUGCCCCGGAUCCGGACCUGCAGCGCAGGGCAGGGGCAGGAACAGGGGUUGGGGCCAUGCUUGCUCGGGGAUCCGCUUCGCCCCACAAAUCCUCUCCACAGCCCCUGGUGGCCACGCCCAGCCAGCAUCACCAGCAGCAGCAGCAGCAGCAGAUCAAACGAUCAGCCCGCAUGUGUGGCGAGUGCGAGGCCUGCCGGCGCACGGAGGACUGUGGCCACUGCGACUUCUGCCGAGACAUGAAGAAAUUUGGGGGCCCCAACAAGAUCCGGCAGAAGUGCCGGCUGCGUCAGUGCCAGCUUCGGGCCCGGAAGCUGGGGCGCCUCCGAGAGGACGAGGGGGCAGUGGCAUCUGCGGCAGUCAAGGAGCCACCGGAGGCCACGGCGACACCCGAGCCGCUCUCGGACGAGGACCUCCCACUGGACUCGGAACUGUACCAGGACUUCUGUGCAGGGGCCUUCGAUGACCACAGCCUGCCCUGGAUGAGCGACACGGAGGAGUCCCCGUUCCUGGACCCGGCGCUGCGGAAGCGGGCGGUGAAAGUGAAGCACGUGAAGCGGCGGGAGAAGAAGUCAGAGAAGAAGAAGGACGAAAGAUACAAGCGCCAUCGACAGAAGCAGAAGCACAAGGACAAAUGGAAACACCCGGAGCGGGCAGACGCCAAGGACCCUGCGUCGCUGCCGCAGUGCCUGGGGCCUGGCUGCGUGCGCGCCGCCCAGCCCAGCUCCAAGUAUUGCUCCGAUGACUGCGGCAUGAAGCUGGCGGCCAACCGCAUCUACGAGAUCCUCCCGCAGCGCAUCCAGCAGUGGCAGCAAAGCCCGUGCAUCGCCGAGGAGCACGGCAAGAAGCUGCUCGAGCGCAUCCGCCGGGAGCAGCAGAGCGCGCGCACCCGCCUGCAGGAGAUGGAGCGCCGCUUCCACGAGCUCGAGGCCAUCAUCCUGCGCGCCAAGCAGCAGGCGGUGCGCGAGGAUGAGGAGAGCAACGAGGGUGACAGUGACGACACAGAUCUGCAGAUCUUCUGCGUCUCCUGCGGGCACCCCAUCAACCCACGCGUUGCCUUGCGCCACAUGGAGCGCUGCUACGCCAAGUACGAGAGCCAGACGUCCUUUGGGUCCAUGUACCCCACCCGCAUCGAGGGGGCCACACGGCUCUUCUGCGACGUCUACAACCCUCAGAGCAAGACGUACUGUAAGCGGCUCCAGGUGCUAUGCCCCGAGCACUCACGGGACCCCAAAGUGCCAGCUGACGAGGUAUGCGGGUGCCCCCUCGUAAGGGAUGUUUUCGAGCUCACGGGUGACUUCUGCCGUCUGCCCAAGCGCCAGUGCAACCGGCACUACUGCUGGGAGAAGCUGCGGCGUGCCGAGGUGGACCUGGAGCGCGUGCGCGUGUGGUACAAGCUGGACGAGCUGUUUGAGCAGGAGCGCAACGUUCGCACGGCCAUGACCAACAGGGCCGGCUUGCUGGCCCUGAUGCUGCACCAGACCAUCCAGCACGACCCGCUCACCACCGACCUGCGCUCCAGCGCCGAGCGCUGA